Messenger RNA from Somion occarium, 1500 nucleotides. Lineage: Eukaryota; Fungi; Basidiomycota; Agaricomycetes; Polyporales; Cerrenaceae. The record is from the annotation of a GenBank genome assembly.
UGAAGUUGAGCAAGUUCCGGCGUGCUCAUUAGAACCUUCUUUCGAAGACGGAAGUCAUGUGUGGGAUCCCCCACAGGUGUUCCAGGGCCACGAGAAUCACUGCCCACCGAGGGUGCUCUCGAAGUGGAAGCCGCUCGCGAAAGCGAUGGAGCUGGACGUGGUACGGGGGUUCCAGGCACGCCGGGAGUCCGCGGGGGACGAGUACCAGGCGCAGGUGUAGCGACGCCACUUCGGUUUCUGCUGAUGAUAUUCGUAAGUUCUGCCUUGAACUUCUCGCGUUCUGUCAGGGAGGCUGGUUGAGGCGACGUGAACGUGAAGUUGUGACCCGCGUCAUCCGACACUAAUCCCAGCUUCAGCCUAACCUGAGCGGCACCUUCUUUGCUGCAAAACAAAGCUUUAUACGCUUAUUGUCAACAUUCCGACUAUGUUUAUGAAACAAAGGCACCGACUGACAUGCAGCCUCAACGAGCGGAACUUUGACAGAUGGUGCUUUCUUUCCAUCUUGUGUCCAUUGUAGAUGAGUACUUUGCAGAUGGUAGCGGUACUUGUGGAAGGCAUGUCUGGCUCCUGCGAGCGCGUCGAGGGAUGUUAUGUUAGUGAGCGCUUCACAAACUAUUGCUUCUCAUCCUCGGCCAAGUGACUCGAGUGCGGAUAUGGAUCUAAAGGUCGAAAGACAGUUGAUCGUCUUCGACUUCGACUGGUCUCUGGCAGAUCAGGACUCUGAUAGAUGGAUUUUUGAAGUUCUUGCGCCAGACUUACGAAGAAAAAUGAAAACUCUCAAGGAUGAAGUCCAAUGGACUGAUCUGGUUGCAUCCUCUCUUCGCGAGUUACACGCUCGAGGAACGCCUAGAGAGAGCAUUGAGGAUGCCCUCAAAACUAUGCCUUUCCAUCCUGCCAUGACUCGAGCCGUAAAAACGCUGAAGGCCAAGGUUAACCCCGAAACAAAGUUUCUCUGUCUUUCCAACGCCAACUCCGUAUUCAUUCCUACUAUUCUCAAGGAGAAAGGUCUCGAAGACUUAUUCGAGGAGAUCACCACCAAUCCCGCAGAAUGGGAUCCUUCUGGCCUACUAAAGCUUCGGCGGAGAAUCGAUCCAUCCGGUCCCCAACACAAUUGCAAAGUUGGUUGCAGCCCGAAUAUGUGUAAAGGCGAGGAAUUGGAUUCAUUUCUUGCACGUCAUCUGCCAGCUUUUGAUCGCGUCGUUUAUAUUGGUGACGGUUCAAACGAUUUCUGUCCAAUACUUCGCUUGCGGAGCUCGGAUGUGGUACUCUGUAGACGCUACCGUGGGUUACAAGGCCGCAUUGAACGCGAAGGCAAAACGGCAGGCCUGAAGGCACACGUUCACUAUUGGGCAGGUGCUUGGGAAGUCGAAGAGUUGUUCCAACAGCUCUGAUGCGAUGAGCAGCGUUGUCCCAAAUAGUCCAAUAUCUGCACCGUUUAUCCGAGAUAUGUUCGGGGGCAUUACAAUAGAUACAGCGAAGAGCCUUGUGAUUGGUUGAGAU